AUCGACCAGCUCACGUACUACUAUGAUCGAUGCGUUUUUUAAUUGUUGUUAAUACCCUGAUUAUAAUAUAAUUGAUAAUAACGUUGAUAUAAUAAGCAGGUAUAUAAAAAGACCAAAAUGUGGUAUGAGUUUGACUGUGCCGUGGUAAAAUGAAGUUCCUUGUUCUAUUCUCUCUAGUCGCGGUGGCUUUAAGCCAACCACUCGAGGACUUUGUGGCCCCUACAUAUAAUUACCACGAGCACACUGGUAUCCCUGAAGCCGAAAGAAUCAAGGCCAUUGAGCACGCAAUCGAUUUUGAUGGCAGCAGAAUAGUUGGUGGAAGUCCAGCCAAUUUGGGAGAUUGGCCUUUCUUGGGCGGUCUGGUUAUCACCCUCGUUGAUGGCCGUACCUCCGUAUGCGGCUCCUCGCUCGUGAGCAACACCCGCCUGGUGACGGCAGCCCACUGCUGGAACGACGGCAGGAACCAGGCCAGAAGCUUCAUGGUGGUCCUCGGCUCCAUCCGCCUGUUCCAUGGAGGCACUCGGAUCCAAACCAGCAAUGUUGUGAUGCACCCCAACUGGAACCAUAGGAAUGCCAACAAUGACGUCGCCAGGAUUACUAUACCAUUUGUUGGUUAUACCAACCACAUCAGAAAUGUUAAUCUGAACACAGGCAACAACCAACACGUUGGCGCGAACGCUCGGGCCGCUGGAUUUGGUCUUCAGAGAGACGGUGGUCAAAUCACCAAUGACCAGCGAAAGCACCACGUAUCGCUUCAAGUUAUCAGCAACGCGGAAUGCCGGAGAACAUUCAUGAACAUCAACAACAAUCACAUAUGCACAAGCGGUGUUGGCGGCAGAAGCGUAUGCAGUGGCGACUCUGGCGGGCCCCUCGUCAUCGGAUACGGAGGAAACACCUUCCUGAUCGGAAUUGUAUCCUUCGGAUCCGCCCGCGGUUGCGAGCGUGGAGAGCCCGCAGCUUACGCCCGCGUCACCUCGUUUGCCAGCUGGAUCACGGGAUAAACACUACAACCAAUCAAUGCUAUUUGAUGUAUAUCUACGAUAAAAAUAUAUAUUUUUUAUUUAAGUU
Molecule: messenger RNA, 1068 nt
Organism: Bicyclus anynana (squinting bush brown)
Lineage: Eukaryota; Metazoa; Arthropoda; Insecta; Lepidoptera; Nymphalidae
Product: collagenase-like
Exons: 5
Coding region: 150-1001 (283 amino acids)
Biological process (GO): proteolysis
Molecular function (GO): serine-type endopeptidase activity
Source: RefSeq, a predicted model, not a curated record